Molecule: messenger RNA, 668 nt
Organism: Cokeromyces recurvatus
Lineage: Eukaryota; Fungi; Mucoromycota; Mucoromycetes; Mucorales; Mucoraceae
Product: ADP-ribosylation factor family-domain-containing protein
Exons: 7
Coding region: 37-579 (180 amino acids)
Biological process (GO): vesicle-mediated transport; protein localization to Golgi membrane; intracellular protein transport
Cellular component (GO): cytoplasm; trans-Golgi network
Molecular function (GO): GTPase activity; GTP binding
Source: RefSeq, a predicted model, not a curated record
CUUUUUUUUUUCUUCAUAUACAAAUAAAGAUUAACGAUGGGCAUUCUGUUUAGUAAUUUAUGGAAUAAGCUAUUUUCGAAAACUCAAGUAAAGCUUAUUAUUGUUGGCUUAGACAAUGCUGGUAAAACAACCAUUCUAUAUAAAUUAUUGAUGAAUCAAAUUGUAACAACUACUCCAACUAUUGGUAGUAAUGUUGAAGAGGUUGAAUAUAAAAACUUAAAAUUCCUAAUGUGGGAUAUUGGAGGCCAAGAAUCUUUACGAAGUACUUGGAAGACCUAUUAUAUAGAUACAAAGGCAGUUAUAAUGGUAAUUGACAGUACAGAUGUUAAUAGAUUACAUUUAGCAAGACAAGAAUUACAUCAGAUGAUGGAAAGCGAUCAAUUACAAAACACUAGUUUGCUAGUAUUUGCGAAUAAACAGGAUGCAAAGGGUGCUUUAGGAGCAGCAAAAAUAUCAGAUGCAUUAGGUUUAAGUAAACUUAAAGAUAGACAAUGGCAUAUCCAGGCAUGCUCUGCAUUGACAGGAGAAGGUUUAUAUGAAGGACUGGAUUGGGUUGUACUACAAAUAGCUGGAUCAUAAAUAAAUGACUAUAAUAAUAAAAUUGACAGUGUAGAAGAUAAUUAUCAUUUUUGACAGUUUUUUUUUUCUUUUCUACUUAUAGAAUAAAC